AUGCCAGGCCCUGGGAAUACAGCAGCACUGACGGCAUUCCCAGACUGCCCUCCAGGAACUUCUACUCUCCACAUCCAGAAAUCUGGAAUCAUCACAAAUUCCUUGCCACCUCCGUUAUCCAGUCUGCCUUUGAGAACUUUCCAUCAUCAUACAGCGAGAGGCCGUGGCCACCACCUCCCAUCUCUAGUCACAGACUCCUUAUGGCAGCCCCUUGGUCCAGAAAUGGAAAGGAGAAGAGAGCGCGGGCGCAGUGGGGCAAAGUCGCCUGGGAGGCCCGAGCAGGCGACCUGGCCGCCAUCUUGGGAGAGGGCAACGCCGGCAGCUUCCAGCAAUGUGUACGGGCUGGCAGGCGGCGCCGGCGGGCGCGGGGAGCUGCUGGCCGCCACCCUUAAAGGCAAGGUGCUCGGCUUCCGCUACCAAGACCUCCGACAGAAAAUCCGGCCAGUGGCCAAGGAGCUGCAGUUCAACUACAUUCCCGUGGAUGCGGAGAUUGUCUCCAUCGACACUUUCAACAAGUCACCCCCCAAGCGGGGUCUGGUUGUGGGGAUCACGUUCAUCAAGGAUUCAGGGGACAAGGGCAGCCCCUUCCUGAACAUUUACUGCGACUACGAGCCCGGCUCUGAGUACAACCUUGACUCUAUUGCCCAGAGCUGCCUGAACCUGGAGCUCCAGUUCACUCCGUUCCAGCUGUGCCAUGCGGAGGUCCAGGUCGGGGAUCAACUUGAGACUGUGUUUCUCUUGAGUGGGAACGACCCGGCCAUUCAUCUCUACAAGGAGAACGAGGGGCUGCAUCAGUUUGAGGAACAGCCCGUGGAAAACCUCUUCCCAGAGCUGACGAACCUGACCAGUAGCGUCCUCUGGCUGGACGUCCACAACUUCCCCGGCACGUCCCGGCGCCUCUCAGCUCUGGGCUGUCAGAGUGGUUAUGUCCGUGUCGCCCACGUGGACCAGCGGAGUCGAGAGGUUCUGCAGAUGUGGUCGGUCCUGCAGGACGGUCCCAUCUCCCGAGUGAUUGUGUUCAGCCUCUCGGCCGCCAAGGAGACCAAGGACAGGCCACUACAAGAUGAGUACAGCGUGCUCGUGGCCAGCAUGUUGGAGCCAGCAGUGGUGUAUCGGGACCUGCUGAACCGGGGUCUUGAAGACCAGCUUCUCCUGCCCGGCAGUGACCAGUUUGACAGCGUCCUCUGCAGCCUGGUCACCGAUGUGGAUUUGGAUGGGCGGCCAGAAGUCCUGGUGGCCACCUAUGGACAGGAACUGCUGUGUUAUAAGUACCGGGGCCCAGAGUCGGGGCUUCCUGAGGCCCAGCACGGGUUCCAUCUGCUGUGGCAGCGGAGCUUCUCCAGUCCCCUGCUGGCCAUGGCUCACGUGGACCUGACCGGGGAUGGGCUGCAGGAGCUUGCCGUGGUCUCCCUGAAGGGCGUGCACAUCCUGCAGGUUCAAACAAUUCUCAUGCCUCAGCCUCUCAAGCAGCUGGGAAAUACAGCCGCACGCCACCACGCCCAGCUAAUUUUUGUAUUUUUAGUAGAGACGGAGUUUCACCAUGUUGCCCAGCACAGCCUGAUUCAGGCCUCAGAGCUGGUCUUGACCCGGCUUCGACAUCAAGUGGAGCAGAGGAGACGUCGGCUACAGGGGUUGGAGGACGGGGCAGGUGCAGGGCCUGCUGAGAAUGCAGCCUCUUAAGCACCCAUGCACCCACUCUUCCCAGACCUGGGGCGACUCAUGGCGUGCUCACCUCCAGCCGCUGGUGGGGGGUGUCCUGAAGGACAGGAUGCUCUCCCCAGACCUCCCCAGGGUGGUGAAGCUGUGCCCUGGGGCCCCAGCUAACCCACUCCUCUCUCUGUACGUCAAUGUCCCUAUUUGAAAGCAGGGAUGAUCCCAUUCCACCCUGUCCACUCUGGAUGAGAAUUGGCCACCUGAUGGUUAUUUAUACGUCCAGAAGAACAUCA
Messenger RNA from Homo sapiens (human), 1946 nucleotides. RefSeq names its product kaptin, actin binding protein (gene KPTN). Bases 1 to 1680 code for a protein of 559 amino acids. NCBI's taxonomy places the organism in Eukaryota, Metazoa, Chordata, Mammalia, Primates, Hominidae. Gene Ontology annotation, biological process: actin filament organization. Gene Ontology annotation, molecular function: actin binding. The transcript has 15 exons. Gene Ontology annotation, cellular component: actin cytoskeleton; lamellipodium; stereocilium. The record is from RefSeq and is a predicted model, not a curated record.